Molecule: messenger RNA, 1395 nt
Organism: Purpureocillium lilacinum
Lineage: Eukaryota; Fungi; Ascomycota; Sordariomycetes; Hypocreales; Ophiocordycipitaceae
Source: RefSeq, a predicted model, not a curated record
AUGGAGCUCGCUCCACGGAAGCUCCUGCAGGCCUUACUGCCGUUGACGGCCCUACUCUGCUUCCUGUUUCCGCUCUCCGGCGCCGCCGAGGCGGUCCAGUACUGCAAGUUCGGGAACUCGACGAACGACAAAGAUGGCGUGAACUUUUGUGUCGGCCUGUCACUCUAUCGAAACGCCUCCACGGACGCGCACAAUGCCUACAUCACGCUGACGCACACGCGGCCGCUGCACUCCGCCGUCGGGUGGACGGCCGUCGGCAUCGGCCGAGCAAUGAGGGGAGCUUUGAUGUUCAUCAUUUACGGCGACCCGGAGUCGGGUGAGCAGCCUGCUGUGAGCAUACGCACGGCCACGGGCCACUCUCAUCCCACCAUGGUGGUGAGAGAUCGGAUGAAUGGCGGGGAUUUGGAAGUCGUGCGCGCCGAAUGGCAUACCGAUAAGACGCAAGGGGGGACCGCGACAGCAAUCGUGUCACUCGUCUGCUAUUCUUGCACCCUGUGGCCGGACGAGUCCAUUUCCGCAUCGACAACCUCGCAGCCAUGGAUCUGGGCAUGGAACAAGGCCCAGGAGUUUGCGACUUUCACGGACAACGAGCACCUCGCCAUGCAUGAGCCUCGGCCUGAUAGCGGUGGCUGGGGGCGUUUCUAUGUCGACAUGGCACAAGCUGAGACUUCGGGACCGGAGGCGCCGUCACUGCCAGCCAUCAGCCCUGGAGUCGCUGCGAUUGGCACUUACGAGAGCCCCAAGGAUUCUUCGAAAGGCAAACAAAAGCCCAUGUCAUUCCAUGUCAUUGUCAUGCGCCUUCAUGGCUUGCUCAUGAUGAUCGCGUUCCUGUUGCUCUUACCACUGGGAGUCUUUGCGAUUCGGUCAGGGUCGCCGCGGUCGUUCAAAUACCACUGGGUUAUCCAGGUCACGGCCUCAACAGCCAUGGCAGGUGGUUUGGCUGCGGGCCUGCGGAUGCAUCCGGAGAUCAGCACGGUCCAUCAAGUUGUCGGGGUAUCCCUUGCCGGCAUAGUCCUGGUGCAGAUCUAUCUCGGGUGGAGGCACCACGUGGACUUCGUUCGGAUCCGACGGCGAACAUGGAUCUCAUAUGCUCAUCUCUGGGCCGGUCGACUCUUCAUGAUCGGCGGCUCUGUCAACGUUCUCCUGGGUCUUGCUCUAAGCGGAUACUCGCGGUUGUGGAUGGCGAUUAUUGCGGCUUAUAUUGUCAUCGGAGGCGUGACGUUGGCUUUGUGGGUUCGUCGUCGCAAUAGCAUCAUUGCAAAGUCCAAAGCUGUGGCGCAAGGCGAGGAGGAGGAGCAAUUGGUUCCCCUCCAGAACGAGGAGUAUUUUGUCGUCGCUGAGGAAGGAGACGAUGAGUCCGUGGAUGUCCGAAACUCGACGGAAAAGGACAAAUAG